AUGGUUGGACGUGCUAGAGGUCGUGGACGAGGGAACCAAGCCCAACACACAGAGAUGGCUGAGAUGCGGCGUAUGAUGGAAGACUUGUCGAGAGCGGUGCAAGCCCUCCAACGACAGGAACGCGCGGAUGCCUAUAUGGAGAUUCCGGAACGCAACCGCGGACCCUUACACAUACCGGAAGGUGGUGAUGAGGAUGAAUAUGAAGACGAGACGGACGUCGACAACCCUUUUCAUAACGCUGGAAACCAUGGUGAUGGUGAUAGAGGUGGAUUGGAAGAGCGGUUGGUUCGUGCGUUGGAUUUGAAUGGUGGAGGAAUUAAAAUUGAAGUUGCUGAUUUCUAUGGAAAGAUGCAUGCCGAAGAUUAUUUGGAUUGGGAAGCAAGCCUAGAGAAUUAUUUUGAAUGGAAGCCUAUGACAGAUGAUCGUAAAGUGUUGUUUGUAAAGCUUAAAUUGAAGAGCAUCGCGCUUCAAUGGUGGAAGAGAGUUGAAGAGCAGCGUGUUCGACAAGGAAAACAGAAGAUCAACACAUGGGAUCAUAUGAAAGCCAAGUUACGCAAGCAGUUUCUACCAGCUGAUUACACUAUGGAAUUAUAUGAACGGUUUCAUAACCUAAAACAACGCGACAUGUCUGUUGAAGAAUAUACGUCUGAGUUUGAUAAUCUUUCGCUUCGCGUUGGUUUGAAUGAGACUAAUGAACAGAUGACUUCUCGUUACCUUUCUGGUUUGAAUCAAACCAUUAUAGAUGAGCUGGGGGUGGUUCGCUUGUUCAACCUUGAAGAUGCUCGACAAUAUGCCUUAAUGGCCGAACGUCGACAAGUGCGACGUGGAGGAAGGAGAGUUGUUUCUGGACGCAUAGAUAAUUAUUGGCAGAGAAAUACAACAGCUGUUCGUGGGGUUCGAAGCGAACAAGGAGGCCGAACUGGUGGUAGGAACAUGAUGGGCGUUGAUAGGAGUGAAAAAGGGAAGGAAGUUGCAAAAUUUGGGUCUCAAAACACUGCUGUUCCACGCAAUCCUAGGGGUGACAGUACAUCACAAGUGCGUUGUUACACAUGUGGUGAGAAGGGGCACACGUCUUACGGUUGUCCACAAAAAAGGGUGAAUUUGGCAGAGUAUGAAGAUGAGAUAACUGAUUUUCCUGAACCAACCUAUGACAAUUUUGGUAAUGAGGAGGAAGUUAUUGAUCUAUUACCAGUUGAAGGAGAAUCUUUGGUGGUCAGACGAGUGAUGACAACUCCCAAAGUUGAGGAAGAAGAUUGGCGGCGUCAUAAUAUAUUUCGAACACGAGUCCAAUGUGGGGGAAAGGUGUGUAACGUGAUCCUUGAUGGAGGAAGUAGUGAGAACAUCAUCUCAAAGGAGGCAGUGGAAAAACUUAAGUUACCGAUUGAGAAGCAUCCUAAUCCCUACAAGGUUGCAUGGUUUCGAAAGGGGAACGAAGUACCAGUUACUUCAAGGUGUUUGGUUAAAUUCACUAUUGGUAAUACUAUUGAUGAUGAAGUGUGGUGCGACGUCGUUCCCAUGGAUGCAUGUCAUAUCUUAUUAGGAAGACCUUGGUUGUUUGACAAAGACAUGAUUCACUACACUAAAGCCAACACCUAUGUAUUCCAUCAAGAUGGGAAGAAAUUGAGCUUGCAACCACUCAAAGAAGUGAACAACAAUCCUAAGGUAACCAAAGUCAGUGGGUUUUAA
This is a messenger RNA of Prunus armeniaca (apricot), 1686 nucleotides long. The record is from the annotation of a GenBank genome assembly. NCBI's taxonomy places the organism in Eukaryota, Viridiplantae, Streptophyta, Magnoliopsida, Rosales, Rosaceae.